AUGGAUAUGCCACCUUGUUCCAACAAUGAGUCGCUGUUAGGGCUUAAAGGAGUUUUGCAUGCACAUCAAGGGAAAAGGAAGCCUGACGACGCUGUUACAGCCUUAUCUCCUAAACGCCAUAGGACAAUAGGACCUUUUCUUGAUGAAGAGGACGACGAGCACGACAUACACCCAUUUUCCAAUUUCAACAACAACCCUGGAUCCCAGGAUAAGAAUCGCAAUGCCUCUCUAUCGAAUACGGCAUUGAGCACAAACCCUCUAUAUAUGAGUGCGCCACCCGUCCCCAAUACUAUUGGGAAGGCGAACAGCUCCAGAUUCUUAUUUCCGACUCGCAUGGAAGCGGAAGCGACUUCGAAGGAACUGGCGACGAUCCGUACGUGUUCUGGUAAAGUUAUUAAUCUGCGAAAGAGAAAGCCGGCUGCCCCUGUUUCUUAUGAGCACACAAUUGCGGAACGUUCAAUAACAGCUCCAGACAGAGCAAAGAAAAGCUACUAUGGAAUCGACAUUCACAAACUACUUGACGAUAUCACAAUCGAAGAUGCUCAGGGAAGCACCCGUCUCUCGCGGCUUCCUGCUCACCAACCAUCUAUUGAAAUCGCUGAUGUUCCUCUGGCAAGUAAAGAAUCAAAUCUUAUGUGGACCGAAAAAUACCGUGCAAGACGAUUUAAAGAUCUGAUUGGUGAUGAGCGGACGCAUCGGUCUGUUUUACGCUGGCUUAAGGGGUGGGAUCCCAUCGUAUUUCCAGGCCUAGCAAAGCUAAAACCAAAAGCACCCAUGGCAAAUAGUUUCGAAGAACACGCUCACCGGAAAGUUCUACUUCUCACUGGACCACCUGGGCUUGGUAAAACUACUCUCGCUCACGUAUGCGCAAGGCAGGCAGGAUAUGAAGUACUCGAGAUCAAUGCGAGUGACGAACGAAGUCGAGACGUUGUCAAGGGUCGAAUCCGAGAUGCAGUCGGCACUGAGAAUGUGAAGGGGGUGUCCGUCGACGCUGGUGGCAAAAGAAUUCGAAAGCCUGGCAAACCUGUUUGCAUCGUUGUUGAUGAGGUUGAUGGCGUUGUAAGUGGCUCGGGUGGUGGAGGUGAGGGAGGUUUCAUGAAAGCAUUGAUUGAUCUGGUUAUGUUGGACCAAAGGAAUUCCAGCAACGCCUCAGAAUCUACCUCGACUCAUAAAAGGGGGUCGAGAAAGGGAGACAAAUUCCGCCUCCUUAGGCCGCUAAUUCUGAUAUGCAAUGAUGUUUACCACCCUAGCCUUCGCCCAUUGCGAUCUUCCUCGAUCGCUGAAAUUAUCCAUGUUCGACAAGCGUCUCUGGACAAGGUGGUUUUGCGAAUGAAGACUGUAUUCGAAAGGGAGGGAAUCCCGUGUGACGGAGACGGAGUGAGACGGCUUUGUGAAGCUUCGUGGGGUAUGACUAGCAGCAGGGACCGCCGUACAAACAACCGCGGCGUUGGGGAGGGCGAUAUUCGAGGGGUUCUAGUGGCUGGAGAAUGGAUAGCACAUAAACUCCGUGCUACUAGUGUAACAGGAGACAUCAGACUCACAAGAAAAUGGGUCGAGCAACACAUCCUAAACGACGCGACCAGAGAUGGCUCAUCAGCUCGUGGGUUAGGACGUGGCGGAACGAAAGAUAUUGUUGAGAGGGUUUUCCUCGAUGGCGCAGGUUUCCCAAAUGCACCCAUCUCUGUACAAACUUUCCAAGACCCCUUUUUGGGUGGCAACGCCAAAAUUCCUGUUGGGGUCUCUGACCUUCGCAAACAUCAUGCAAUUAAUCGUCUAAGGGAAAUGGUUGAUGCUGCAGGCGAAUAUGACCGCUGCAUUACGGAGUGCUUUGCUGUUUAUCCAACCAAGACGUAUCAAGAUGAUACUAUUCUCUCCAAACCAAAUACCGCCUACGAGUGGCUGCAUUUUCAUGAUAUGAUAUCAUCCAAGGUCUACGCGAAUCAAGACUGGGAACUCAAUCCAUAUCUUAGCCAGUCUGUUGUCGCAUUCCACCACCUUUUUUCUUCUUCCAACCGACAAAACUGGGAUGGCCAUAAGGCCCAAAUGGACAAUGAAGACAACGAAGGCGAGCACCCCUUUUCAGGCCCAAAGGCGGAUUUCGCAUCUUAUGAAGCCCAGAAACAGAACCGUGCCAUCAUAACAGAAUUCCAAUCGACCUUCUCCCCUCCUCUUCUUCGCACGUUCCGCUCCACCGAAUCAAUUAUCAUCGACCUCAUUCCGAAUCUCACCAGAAUGCUAGCUCCUGAAAUAAAACCUGUGAUUGUUGGUGGAAGCGGCAGUCAAAGAGGUGUUGCUAGCGUACGCAAGGACACUGAACGCGCACUUGUCAAGUCGGCAGUGAGAGUAAUGAGUGGUGUAGGAGUAAAAUUUGAGAAUACAAGGGUAGAGAGCGAAACUGGUUUCCACGAUGGCUGGAUUUACAGGAUGGAGCCACCUCUCGACACAUUAACCAUGUUUUCCAAGCUGAAAGGCAGCGGAUCUUCGGCACCCGUCCGAUACGCAAUCCGUCAGGUCCUACAGCAGGAAUACGAAAAAGAAAUCCUCCGCCAGCGCUCUCAAGCAGGCCAGGCAAGGUUAAACGGACCCAAAAGCGACAAUUUCUCUCGCGAUGACAACAAUGACUCCAAUGAAAUCAACGGUCGCAAUGGCUCAAACCUAUAUAAGCUUCCACCCAGGCUCAAUGGACCGAAACGUGAUUUCUUUGGCCGAGUAGUCGUGAACGAAGCGCGGCCCGGUUCUCGUGGUACUGGCGGUUCUGCUGCUGCUGCACCAGCUAAAGCAGGGAAUAAUCCGGCAUGGGUUGGAUUUCAUGAAGGGUAUUCGAAUGCCGUCCGUAAACGGGUGACGCUGAAAGAGUUAUUAUCGGGGCUGUAG
Messenger RNA from Blastomyces dermatitidis ER-3, 2874 nucleotides. Its product is annotated as chromosome transmission fidelity protein 18. The transcript is spliced from 2 exons. Gene Ontology annotation, molecular function: ATP hydrolysis activity; DNA binding; ATP binding. Gene Ontology annotation, cellular component: nucleus. The record is from RefSeq and is a predicted model, not a curated record. Bases 1 to 2874 code for a protein of 957 amino acids. NCBI's taxonomy places the organism in Eukaryota, Fungi, Ascomycota, Eurotiomycetes, Onygenales, Ajellomycetaceae.